Molecule: messenger RNA, 1953 nt
Organism: Coccidioides posadasii C735 delta SOWgp
Lineage: Eukaryota; Fungi; Ascomycota; Eurotiomycetes; Onygenales; Onygenaceae
Source: RefSeq, a predicted model, not a curated record
AUGGCCGCCACCGGGUCCAAGUUGUGUCCGAACUCCUCCCCCCCGUCGACCGGUGGUGGACGGUGGAUCUCUACUUGGAUGGUAUCCUUCCAUAGGUACGUGUACCACCUAUGGGCUGACUAUUCUGAAUUAUAUGUAGAUGUCGGUGAGGAACUCAGGAUCUCCCUUCUUGAGGAGUAUGCAAACCAGAGAAAUCCCACCAAUGGAGAAAUAUACCGGAAGAUCCGUCAAUAUGAAGAAGAACAGAACGAACCAUUUCAGCAGCGAUGGCUCGCGCGCUUGCUGCGCUGUAAUCGGGAACGCCUUGAACAGCUCGACAAUCGCCGGAAUCGUCGACUCCGCCAGGGCUUCAAUGCACUGUUGGCCAUCUCGGGCCUCUGGGGCCGCGAGAUGCGGAUCAGCAUGAUCCAUCGCCUGGUCGCUAUUGAUUGUGUUGAGGAAAUCCUCAACUACCUUGAGAGUGUGAAGGAGUUCUGGUCAUCCCUCGUCGACCAUCAUCCGAUUGCAAUGAAAAGAAUCGAUCAAGACACGGUGGAGAAGCUUCAAUUGAUGGCCCGCCGUGCAUCUCGCGUCGAUGCGCAAGCUGCGUAUGGAUUUAUUCUGAGCGGUCAGGCCUUUGCCGGCUUCAGUGAAACUGAGCGACGGACCAUCUGGACCCGAAUGGAAAGGUUCCGUGGGUUGGUCCCAUCCCUGCACACUUUCUUUGAGGACUGCAAGUACCUGGAAAGCUGUGCUCAGUGCAUAAAACGACUGUUUAGCCCCCCUGACGAGUCCAUCUGGAAAAGCAUAACGCCCAUGCUUGUGACAUCUCCCGAGACAGAGGAAGAUUUUCUUGUUCAGACAUCGGAGUCUACCUUCCGACAAACUCGCAUGGCGGGCAUGGAGCGUCUUGAUAUCGCGUACCGGCAGGUUUGGCUCUAUGCCAUGCGACAUUAUCCCUCGAUGCCGGCGGACCCGAAGAAUGACGAUGACCUGCUGGCCAAACCAAAUCGUGCCAAAGCCGAUGAAUGUGUGGUCUACCAGAUGGCUGCACUGGCGCACCGUCUCGGGUUCCGCUCCACCGAGAUCACGGAAUUAAUGAACCAGUCUCCCGACAGACAGAUCGCACGGCCCGCUCUGCUCAAGGCCCGAAAACCCGGCCGCUUUCGAUAUAACCCUCAAGUAUUCGAGACUCUCGUCGACCGAAUUGUCGAUUGUUUUUCAACCGCGGAUCCCGACGAACCGCGUACAACGCCGAGCUCGCAAAACACAUACACGCAGACAGCGGUAUCAACGCCUCCUUCAACACAAUCAACCGCUAAUGGAGAUCACAGGGACCAGAUAUAUUCGAGCAUGAGCCAACGGAAUUCGUGGAGUUUCAACAACAGCCGCGUGACGAAGAGAUCUCCAUGUACUACCCUUCCGGAUGAACCACUAGCGAUUCUCGAUAUAGUGCUUCCGGAGUAUCAAGACCAACGGGCCUAUAUGGAAGAAAGUUCUCCUCCAGACCUUGUUGACCCGGAGCGCGUAAACAGGUUUUCGGCACAGCGACCAGCCGAAUCAGACACUGGCGUAGCGGAUCUGAUUGAACAGAUUGACGCUAAACUAGAAGAACCAAUGCAAGCCGACAAUAGAAUUCAGGAUGAAGACCACCAGGAACACCAGCAGCAGCAAUCAGACCAGAACUUGUCAUCCUGGGACAAAAUUGCUCAUGACCUUGAAGAGCGCGAGAGGCUAGAUGCAGAGUGGGAGAGGGAGCGGCUGGAACAAGAGCUUAAUAUAAUACAACCUGCUGAAACACCCCAGCCUCAGCCAGAAGUCAGCCAAGAAAUUCUGCCGCCAGGCGGCAACAAUUCUAAUCAGGAGCAGCCAGUGACUGAACCUGAUGUGGAAAGCACAGCGAUUGCACUUAGAGCUGACAGAGAUGACCUGAAUGACAGUAGUAAUAUAAAACAGAAAAACAGUAGACUCUAA